This is a messenger RNA of Arctia plantaginis, 1170 nucleotides long. The record is from the annotation of a GenBank genome assembly. NCBI's taxonomy places the organism in Eukaryota, Metazoa, Arthropoda, Insecta, Lepidoptera, Erebidae.
AUGUAUAGUGCGAGCGUGUUCUUCUUUACACAGAUAGUAUUGUGUCAAUUUACAACUGAAAAUCCACCAAUAUCAUCAACAGAAGAAUCUCCUACAGUAACUACGUUUUACGCACUCAGCACCGGGAUCGUUCCAGCGCCCGUCAUGCUCAAACUUGGCAACUCUACAAUAGAUAGCACAAAGUCUUUUAAAGUACCACAAACGAUACAGGAAUCUGAAGGCUCAUCCAAAACAACCCUGAAAGUAGAUAUGGUACCGCAUGUAGUAUCAGUGAAAAACACUUAUUUUGAUCACGAUAGAAAAUAUGGACCCAGUUUUGAGGAUGCAGAUGGAAAUAUUACCAAGAUCACUGUACAGUUGGGAGAAGAUGCGCAUUUGAACUGCAGGAUCAGUCUUUUGCAAGAUAAAACGGUGUCCUGGGUUCGUCGUAGAGGCAAAGAUGAAAUGCCUGAGCUUCUAACCGUGGGUGCAGUAACUUACGCAGCGGAUAACCGAGUGACAGUUGCAAGGAGAUAUCCUGGAAACUGGAGGCUCCUGAUCAGGGAAGUCAAGCCUGAUGAUGAGGGCGUGUAUGAAUGCCAGAUAUCAACUCAUCCACCUAGAGUUAGCAGGACCUAUCUUCAUAUUAACACACCCCAAGUGUGGGUAGUGGACGAAGCAGGAGCUCCUCUCCUCGAAAAGUACUACGAAGCUGAGUCAACUCUAGCUCUUGUCUGUAGGGCGAGACAUGUAGACACUCCUGCACUGCUGACGUGGUUGCACGAGGGUAGAGCUCUAAACGCCGAUACCACAAGAGGUGGAAUCAGUGUGAAAACAGAACAAGUGCCAGGAGGUGCUGACAGCCAACUUCGACUUGCUAGAGUGAACAGCAGUGACGCGGGAAAUUAUACAUGCGCAGUUCGAGGCGCCAGGUCUCACACCGUGUCCGUUCACGUUCUUAACGAAAGUCUAGCUGAGCUCCACGCCGGGUCUCCAUCACCCCAUUCUGCAUCAACAACGGCACUGAUACUCGUUUCCUUACUUAUGAUAACGGAAAUAUCAGCAUUAUUUACACUUCCAUUUUUGGAAUUAUCACAGUUAUUCAUACCUGUGAUUUUUGUCGCGGCACUAGCUCCAAGCGUGAUGGCCCAAGGCCUAACAGAUAGACUAUAUAUGCUGUUACCUACGUGA